UUGGUGUGGGUGUAUUGUCGUACGAUUACAUACAGCGUGAUACAGCUUGAUACAGCCGUGGCUGCCUGAAACCUGCCACCCGAUACGGCGCCAAUACACGCUCCAACCUGAGUCUGUCUGAUCCAAGAGCACAAAACAAAUCCUCCCGACAAGUCACAACUCAACUUCUGGCCUGAUCAGCGAUUAUUCCACCGUGACCUUUUGAUGAUAUCCUGCAGCCUGGCUCCAAGGGAAUAGAUAAAUAAAUACACUCAACUACCACUGCUCUAUCCAGCUAUCUCUGCUUCACCUCUCCCUCUCGUCCCGACAACGCACCGCUUUCUCUCACUGACCGGCUGGGGCAUUUAACUGUUGCUUGCUACAGAUGGCUCCUCCGCCUCCUUCCACCCUGCCCUUGGGCGAGCGUUUGAAGCUGCUCGCCCAGACCCUACAGUUCGGUUGGUUUCUUGGACACCUGGCAUUGAUUCUUGCUGUCUUCCGAUACUUCCUUUCCUACAUUACAUUCAACUACUACUCAGGCAUGGCCAGAUAUUCAUAUCGUUUUGCAUUCAUAUCCGCUGCCGCUACAUAUGGAAUUGUCGUGUAUAAAGCAUAUAUUGCCCGUGGCCGUCUUGGAGGCUCCAUCCCUGCCACUGCCAUCAAAUUGGCCGGUGACGAGAAUGUCCAAUAUUUAUUCAUGGCGCUCGUAUGGCUCUACUCCCGCCAGAUCCCAAUCGCCCUCCUACCCUUCGCUAUCUACUCCGUCUUCCACGUAGCAACCUACAGCCGCACCUAUCUCAUCCCAACCCUCCAACCCGCCAAACCAGUCGCACCAGGCGAAGCAACCUCCCCAUCCGGCCGCCCCGCCACAAGACAAUCCCCGCUCGCCGAAAGCAUCGGCCGCUUCGUCAAGAGAUACUAUGACGCUAGCAUGGGCCUCGUGGCCGCCUUUGAAAUGACCCUCCUAUUCCGCCUCGUCGGGUCCGCCCUGACCUUCUCAAGCGGCAGCUGGGUGCUGCUGAUCAUAUACUUCUCCUUCUUCCGCUCCCGGUAUGCGCAGAGCUCAUUUGUGCAGGGCACCGUGGCCCGUGCGACUGCCCGUGUUGAUGCCGCCAUCUCUCACCAGAAUACCCCACCGCAGGUGAGACAAGGCUGGGAGAUGUUCAAGGGUGUUGUCCGGCAGGCCUAUGACGUAACGGAUAUCCGACGGUAUCUGGGUGGGUACCAGGGUGCUGCUGCGGGAGCUAAGAAGCCCCAGUAAAAAGUUUUUGAAAAAUAAUAAUAAUAAUGAUAAUAAUUUUGAUAAUUUUAUUAUUGUUAUUGUUAUUAUUAUUAUUAUUUCCGAACGGCCUCCCUCCUGACGCUACUCCUGUUUUCACUUUUCCGCAACCUCUCUCGGGAUCCGAAAAAGAAACAUAAUGAUGAUUGUACACAACAGCAGCAACCACGACGACACCUAUCUCCUAGCUCUCAGCAUGUUCCCUUUAUUUUUGUGUUUAAAAAGUCUUGGGGGACUCAUUUCCCUCCCGGUUUGUCGUUUGUGUGUACGGAAUACAGCCAUAACAUGACGCAUUACCACUUCGGACCCGGUUGCUGUGCAUGUGCAUGUCUAUGUAUAGUACAGGGGAAGGGUGAGGGGAGCAACCCUCCGCGGCGGCAUACGGACCCUCUUAAAUCGUAAAUGCAUGCAAGCGCACGCGUCAAAAUUAUCAUUAUCAUCCGGAGCCAGAGACCGGCUGACUUGGGGCCUUUCCCACUACCAGCGCCCACGCGGACGGAAUUCUAUUUUGCUUUCCUUAUCCUUUUCCUGUUCCCUUUUCAUUUUAAUUUUCAUUCUCAUUUUAUUCUUUUUCCCUCGCUUGUUUCUUCAUUUUGGCGGGAUAGUAUGGGGUUGGGGAUGUUUGUCACGCGACCACGGUGAACAUAAUAAGAAUAAUAUCUAUCUAUCUGAGUUUGAGUGCGAUGUUUGUCUUUUGAGUGUGCAGGGGACGGGUAGAAGGGAGUCAAAGAUAGGAAGAUAGGUAGGAGCGGUGUGUCUCUUCAACAAAACUUUGAAAAAAAUAUAUAUAAAAAGAAAACAAAAUAGCAAAGGGCCUGUACUUCUAGGCAUUCUCAUCAUUUCUUUCUGUUUUUUUGUUGUUUGUCGUGUGUGAUUUUGAUGUGAUUUGAUUUCUGGGUUUUUGAAGAAGCAGGGAGCCUGUUUACUGUUCUAUCCUACAUAUUCUUUUAUUUUUGUUACGUAUCCUUUUUUUUU
Molecule: messenger RNA, 2233 nt
Organism: Blastomyces dermatitidis ER-3
Lineage: Eukaryota; Fungi; Ascomycota; Eurotiomycetes; Onygenales; Ajellomycetaceae
Exons: 4
Coding region: 365-1240 (291 amino acids)
Biological process (GO): membrane organization; endoplasmic reticulum tubular network organization
Cellular component (GO): membrane; endoplasmic reticulum
Source: RefSeq, a predicted model, not a curated record